Molecule: messenger RNA, 1692 nt
Organism: Quercus lobata
Lineage: Eukaryota; Viridiplantae; Streptophyta; Magnoliopsida; Fagales; Fagaceae
Exons: 4
Coding region: 1-1692 (563 amino acids)
Molecular function (GO): nucleic acid binding; RNA-DNA hybrid ribonuclease activity
Source: RefSeq, a predicted model, not a curated record
AUGGUACAUAGGCUGAAUGUAUCGCCUUCCUUCCCAUCCAUUCGACAGAAGAAGAGGGUGUUCACCCUGGAGCGAGAUCAGGCCAUAGCAGAAGAAGUCCGCAAACUACAGGAGGUAAGAUUCAUUAGGGAAGUUUACUACCCCAAUUGGCUGGCGAAUGUGGUAAUGGUUAAAAAAGCUAGCGAGAAGUGGCGAAUGUGCGUGGACUUCACUGACCUUAACAAGGCCUGCCCCAGAGACAGUUAUCCCCUCCCAAGGGUCGAUGUUCUAGUAGACUCUACGGCUCGACAUCAGUUGUUAAGCUUUAUGGACGCCUUCUUGGGUUACAACCAAAUCCGAAUGCACAACGCUGAUCAGGAGAAAACUUCGUUCGUAACCAGUCAAGGCCUCUUCCGUUAUAAAGGAGGAAGAUCACCUGGAGGACCUCAAGGAAACAUUCGACACCCUUCGUUCUUACAACAUGAAGCUCAAUCCGGGAAUAUGCGCCUUCGGAGUAACGGCAGGAAAAUUCCUAGGAUUUAUGGUGUCUCAAAAGGGGAUCGAGGCCAACCCGGACAAGAUCCGGGCUAUUAUGGAGAUGGCACCGCCAAGAAAUGUGAAGGACGUACAAAGCCUCAACGGAAAAAUAGCAACAUUGAAUAUGCAUUCGAGGAGUUGAAGACUUAUCUCUCCUCCCUGCCACUGCUAAGUCCAUCGCAGCCAAGAGAAGAGCUUUUCCUCUACCUAGUCGUUUCCCCCGUAGCCGUCAGCACUGCCUUAGUCAGAGAAGAAGAAAGAGUACAAAAGCCCGUAUACUACGCGAGCCGGGCGCUUCGCGGUGCCGAAGAAAGAUACCCACCUAUGGAGAAAUUUGCCUCUGCAUUAGUUACAACAGCUCGCAAGCUCAAGCCAUACUUUCAAGCCCAUAUGGUGAACGUUCUGACCGACAAACCAUUGCAACGGGCGACGAGCAAUCUUGAAGCUACGGGUCGACUGGCGUUAUGGGCUAUAGAGUUGAGCGAGUUUGAUAUCCAGCACCGCCCACGGACAGCCAUCAAAGGACAGGUCAUCAUGGACUUCAUAGCAGAGUUCACUCAUGGCGAAGACAAGGAGGCAGAAGAGUCCCCUCGUUGCAGCAUAUAUACAGACGGAUCAUCCAACAAACAAGCCGGGGGGGCUGGCAUCAUACUACUAUUGCCUGAAGGAGAUACGGUUGAAUAUAUGGUCCGUCUCAACUUCCCCACCACUAACAAUGAAGUAGAGUACGAAGCGUUAGUAGUAGGCCUCGACCUCGCCAAAGCAGCAGGAGCCACAAGCGUAGUCGUUUAUUACGACUCUCAAGUCGUUGCUAACCAAGUGAAUGGAGACUAUGAGUGCAAGGGCGAAAGGAUGAAGAGGUACCUUGAUCAACUUUCUCCACUAAUAGAUUCCAGCGACAUACAGGAGAUAGGCUCUGAAAGUAACUGGACCACAUCGUUAGUUUCAUACUUAAAAAACAGGGUCUUAUCAUACGGAAAGGAGGCUGCAAGAAAGCUGAAGGUCCAAGCGUCGAGAUUCGUUUUAAUAAAAGAUGUCUUGUACAAAAGAGGUUUCUCCCGUCCAUAUCUGAGAUGCUUGGGUACGGAAGAGGCAGACUACGUCACGAGGGAGGUACACGAGGGGAUUUGCGGAAACCAUUCAGGAUCAAGAUCACUAGUACACAAGCUCGUGUGA